Messenger RNA from Portunus trituberculatus (swimming crab), 2747 nucleotides. RefSeq names its product OVARIAN TUMOR DOMAIN-containing deubiquitinating enzyme 2-like (gene Yod1). The record is from RefSeq and is a predicted model, not a curated record. Gene Ontology annotation, cellular component: nucleus; cytosol. Lineage: Eukaryota; Metazoa; Arthropoda; Malacostraca; Decapoda; Portunidae. The coding region runs from base 149 to 1192 and encodes 347 amino acids. Gene Ontology annotation, molecular function: cysteine-type deubiquitinase activity. Gene Ontology annotation, biological process: protein deubiquitination; endoplasmic reticulum unfolded protein response. The transcript has 7 exons.
CAGCUGGGAGUCGAGAGAGAGAGAGAGAGUGGAGAGCGUCGUUCACACACAGUAGCCGUAGUCAUAGUGAGUGUACUGGCAAGCUUUCUCUCUCUCACUGUGGCUGUCUUUGUGUUAAGCUCUCCUGUUUUUGCCGCCUAAAGUACUCAUGUCUCAGAACAUUGCUGCAAUGCUCCGCCUGAGAGUCAAAACCAGAGAUGGGAAGCAGUACCCGCUGACAGAGUGUCUUCGUGGAGACAGUACCUUGAAGGACCUGCUCUUAGCGGUGCAAGUCAUAACACUCAUUCUUCCCGUCAGACAGAAAAUCUUGACAGGAUACCCGCCUAAGGUUAUCCGAGGAAGUCCUGAGAGCACUCUCAGCAGCCUAGGUAUCCAAGGUGGAGAGCUCCUCAUUGUGGAGGAGGCAGACCCUUCAACCAAUGUGACUUGUAUGGUGCAAGAAUCACUACCACCAAGUUCUCACCUGAAAAAUGCAAACAUUUCAAACAUGAAUGUGAAUCGUGAUGCAGCACUUCCACUGAAAUCUCAGCCAGAAAAUGCUAACACUGAUGCUGGACUUCCCUUCAAGUGUCCAGCUGGGACGCUGCUGAAAAAAGUUGUUCCCUCAGAUAAUUCUUGCCUAUUUGCAAGUGUAUAUUAUCUUAUCAAUGGAGGUGAAUCAAUAGACUCAAAUAGACUACAAGAGAUGCGGGAGCUAGUAGCUAAUGUAAUCCGGAGCAAGCCAGACCUGUACAAUGAGGCAGUUUUAGAACGUUCUAAUAGCAAUUACUGUGACUGGAUUUUAAAAGAUACUUCCUGGGGAGGAGCCAUUGAAUUAUCAAUCUUCAGCCAGUAUUACGAAAUAGAAAUUGUUGCCUUAGAUUUAAAAACAGGCAUCUUAAACAGAUUUGGUGAAGACAAGAAGUACGACCACAGAAUGAUUGUCCUCUAUGAUGGUGUCCAUUAUGAUCCCGUUUAUAUGGAGACUUUUGAGGGGAACAACAUUUAUAUCUUCCCAACAACAGAUGACUCAGUGUUGCACCAAGCCAAAGAGGUGGCCAUGGAGGCCAAGCACAGCGGCCAGUACACUGACACCAACACCUUCCGCCUUGAGUGUAAGGAGUGUGGCAUCACCAUCACAGGGGAGGAUGAAGCAUUGGCACAUGCUAAAAAGACAGGUCACAGCAAGUUUGAGGAGAUUCAUCGUAAUUGAUGAUAAUGUAGCUUUAGUUCAUUUGUAUGCCGAUCUUAUUUAUAUUUUUUUUUUCAUGCCAAUUUAUGUGUAAUAUUUAAGUGUCUUUUAUGUAGAUAUUUUUACGAGAGCCACCUCUGCACCUGGUUUUAACAUUUAAAAUAAUCACUUUGGUUGCAUUAUUUCCUAUGAAGACUAAUCCUGAAUAAUAAUAUGUAAUACAUUUAGAAUAAAUCACUAUUUCAGAAGUGUACAGUGAGUGGUUAAGCUAGAAUGAAGUUUUAUGGUUUUCUGUAAAGAAAAAAAAACAUUUAAUAUUAAUGCUCAUGAAAAAUUGUGAAACCAUAUGGAUGCCAACCAGUGCUGGACACUUCUGAUAAUUUGUCCACAAAUCUACAAUAACAGAAGUUCCAUUUCAUAUGCAGAUUUACAUUUAUAACAAAAAAGGUAACUUCUUUAUGGAUUUGUGUUUCAGUUCACAGUGUGUCGAAAUAACUUUCUGUAUACUCUAGGUCUUUAUAAGAAAAUGAAAAAUUGUAACUGAAUGCCUAGCUACUGCAUUACAAUGUAAAUACAAUGACGAAAGAAGUGAAGAAAUAUUGAUUAUGGAAUAUUUGUUUGCAGUGUGCAUAUGCCGUGUCAAAUUUGUGGGUGAAGAUGGCUAAUAUUGUGAAGCCAUUUCCGAUAUCAGAUUUACAAUUGCAAUUUAAGUUAAAUCUGAAUUUUUGGAGUUUUGAAUGCAAAAAUUAUGAAUAAUUUAGAUUUGUGAUAAUGGAAGUUCAAAUUUGUUUGUAAUGUUCAGCUCUGCUGCUAACCAUCUGGGUGCAUGAUAUUCAACUUGCAUAAUUGAACUGAUUGAUAGGCAAAGUGUAAAGGGUAUAUUUUUCUUGCCUGUUCUGUAUGUAUAUGGUGUGAAAGCUUUUGCAAUCCUUAAAAUGCAUUGAUAGUUUAAGAAAUUUCAUUUCAAAUUUGUUCAGGUAAGAAGAAAAGGAUACAGUAGCUGUAUACCUUCUCUGCAGUGUUCUGUGCAUUCAUAAGUUGCUGGCUGCUCAUGUUAUGAUCUCUAAAUAUAGUUUUAACUCUUGUAUGCUAGUACACUGUGUACAGGCCUUCCUGGACAUAGCUAGCUCAAUACUGAUGGUACUCACUUCCAUGUUCCUUUAACCUUACGAAUAGUGCACGCACAUGCAUCAACAUGGCAGUCACACUAUCCUCGUCUAUUUUUUAUUGCCCCUGGCCAGUGACUUAGAGAUUGUAACCUCUCUUCUGGCCCUUUUAAGUGCCUCAGGAUUUAAGAAUUAGUAUUUUUGCUCUCAAGGUUGCACAUGUUGAACAGUGCUGGCAGCUGUUCUUUUACUCUCUGGGUCACAGAAAGAAUUUUGUUAUAGGUGUUUUGGAAGUGUCAGAACAAAGUUAUGGAAUGAAACAGGUGGUUAGUGUUCUCACUUUAGUAGGGUACUCCAUGAAUGCAGAAGCUAGAAAUUGCAGUGAUUUUCUCUCUCUCUCUCUCUCUCUCUCUCUCUCUCUCUCUCUCUCUCUCUCUCUCUCUCUCUCUCUCUCUCUCUCUCUCUCUCUC